This is a messenger RNA of Protopolystoma xenopodis, 1230 nucleotides long. Lineage: Eukaryota; Metazoa; Platyhelminthes; Monogenea; Polystomatidea; Polystomatidae. The record is from the annotation of a GenBank genome assembly.
AUGCUGGCCGAUUCUCCUGUUCGUCAUACGUCUACUCCACCUGUUCCACGAGCCGAUCUCGACAAUCUGGCCUCUCAGAAUCCCUUUUCUGUACGUCGUGACGCCGACUUUCUGGCUCCCUCGCUUAUUACAGAAUUACAUGGGCAGCUCGGCGGGCGUCAGAACCUGACGGCACCCACUUCCACUUUGGUACCCUCCGCCUCUUCCUCCUCCUCCUCCUCCUCCUCUUCUUCAUCAUCAUCAUCAUCAUCGCUGUUGCCGGCAUCUUCUUGUGACUAUCUACCCUCGACUUCACAGUCGCCGUCCAACCACACCUCUUUCGUCUCUUCUUCUGUAUCUGAUUCUUACUUGAACAUGUGCUCGUCAGCGUCUUUGGCCUAUCCACAAGCAUUUCCUUGCAAUCAGAUUUGGUCGAAUGCGUCAGUUCGACGGCAUUUCGACGAUGAGUCCGGCCAACAAAGGCCCACUGGUUGGGGUCUGCCCAUUCCGUAUGCUAGAGAAGAGGAAAUCCUAGGACCCGGCUACAUCCGAGCACGAUACGGUGAAGAUGGAAUACACCCAGCCUCAUUGUCUACCGUGAUUCCAGGCCUCUUGACUCCCGAGGUCUUGGAGCAACCGGACGGACCGGCGAGCCGUAGCCUCGGACACAACUGCCUCAUGGGACAGAUCGACGCCACUACAACCCUCGUCGUCAACGGACUCCAUCAGCCCCAUCAGCGCCCGACACAUGUACAUUCCGUCUAUCCCUCAUCACCGGCCGGCCAGCCUUGCGGAGCCAGUCUUGCCGAGAUUUCGAUGUGGCCAACGACAGGUCACUGGUGCCCAACUCCACCAGGCGUGUAUGGUGCUGAGGCAGCAACAUCACCCUCGGCAACUCCAGACUCUGAUUCCCUCCCUUCUCAGACAACCGAGGCUCCCUUCGUUGGAAACGCUAACUUGGCCCCUCUGACGGCCUCCUCAGCGAUCGUCCAUAGUCAUGGAAUAUUGAUGGCCUCGUUGCCGUCUUUCCAUACGUCUGCUGACCAUCGGCUGGAUGAAACCAACCUGGCGAUUUUGAGAAGAGGACAACAGCCCAACCUCAGACAGGUCGACUCUCUGAAUUAUCACGAAAACAUGGAAGAGCGAGAAAGAAGUACCAUUAAAGGAGCGGAAUCGGUCAAUAAUUUGAGGGUACCAUUGCACCCCCAGAGAGUGGAAAUAGGGGAAAAAGGCUCUCUUCUGAUCCUAUAG